UGGUAACUUUGAAACCCAAAAAUAAUUGCGCUAAGAAAGUGAGACAAAAUUCACUUGAAAUGAGAAUUAGCAAGUCGAGAAUAUAUAACCUACCUAUCUAUUAUAGCAAAGCAAACUUGAGGUCAAAUGGGCUGUGACGAGUAUGGCGAAGUGGAAUAGAGAGAGAGAUUUAUUAUUAAUAGGCAAUCACGUAGCAGACCUUGUGUUUUUGAACGGAAGUGCUGAUUUAUGACUACAUGACGUAAUUAAUUAGACAACCGGUUUUCUUUCAUUUACAUGUAUAAGCUUGAAAAAUUUCACUUACUCAACUCUGAUUAGUACACUUCUAGCGCGAUUCAAUCACUAUUCUCCGUGGAAACUUGGGUGAUUCCAUGCUUUAAUCCUUGAUAAAAUUCGAUGUGUGACAAACUUGUAUGUUUGAAACACCUAUGUUUCGGAAAUGCCCAUCCCUAGUUGUGGGAUACUUUAGGUACAACCGUAAUGCGAAGUCGUUGAGCUUGUUGCGGUGUAGUCAGUCAUGUUCAUCGCUCAAACCAAAACAAACAAGCAACUUAGGUGCGUGCGUAUGGUGCAGCAAUACUCGAAGAUCCCAUAUGGCGAUGGCUCGUCAAGUGAACGUUGCAGUGGUAGACAGUCUUUACAUAAAUCACCUUAAUCGGUAUUAUGAAUCUAUCUUCAAAAAGAGUACACCAAAUGUCGAGGUAAAUUUCAGAACAAUACCUGAAAAUGGCGAUAUGAAAGAAGGCUUUUCAGACGCAGAGGUUAUUCUCAUGUCUCCACACGGAUUGAAAAUUUCGUCUGAAAUUUCUAAAACAACCAAGUGGAUUCAGUGGACAUGGGCUGGCGUGGAGCCUUUGAUGAAUGAAAAAAUCCGAAGGGAUCUGGAAGGAUGCAUUGUGACAAGAGCCGCAGGAAUAUUUGGUUCCCAAAUGGCAGAAUACGCGAUUGGUGCUGUAAUAGCAAUGGAAAGAAGUUUGCCCACGUGUUACCAACAGCAAAUAGAAAAGAAGUGGGAGAGGCCAUCUGGGUACCGCAAUCUUUCAACAUUGUCUAUUGGAAUACUCGGUCUUGGGGAUAUCGGACUGCAUAUAGCUAAAGUUUGUUCCCAACUUGGCAUGACAGUAUAUGGUUUGAAAAAAACAGCUACACAGUGUGAACAUGUUGAGAAAGUAUUCACAUCAAACAAAUUAGCUGAACUCAUAAAAUUAUCAGACUACAUAUGCAAUGUUCUACCAAGUACUCCAGAAACGAAGGAAAUUAUCACUGAACAAAUGCUUGAAUCUUGUUCGCAUAGAAAAUCAAGAUUCAUAAACAUAGGACGUGGUGAUGUUGUUAACGAGGAAACAUUAAUUAAGGCACUCAAAAAUGGGUGGUUGUCUGGUGCAUUUUUGGAUGUGUUUGCUGAGGAGCCACUGAAAAAGUCUUCACCUUUAUGGUCGAUCAAAAAUGUUGUUGUAACUCCUCACAUCGCAGGGAGAACAUAUCAUGAAUCAACAGCAAAGCUAUUUUUUCAUAAUUUGGAAAAAUACUUGAAGAAUGAGAAAUUAGAUUACAUUGUAGAUUUUGAUGCAGGAUAUUAGCCCAAAGGCAUAAACAGAUGUUUUGAUCUGCUUAGAAAAAUAUUUACUUCCAUAGUAUUACUUCUAUGCAUGUGGGUGCGAUUAUGGUUGUUUGUAGUUAGUCUGAAUGCUCUGCUUAAUAAAGGGAAUAAAAGAUUU
This is a messenger RNA of Styela clava, 1718 nucleotides long. RefSeq lists its product as uncharacterized. NCBI's taxonomy places the organism in Eukaryota, Metazoa, Chordata, Ascidiacea, Stolidobranchia, Styelidae. Gene Ontology annotation, molecular function: NAD binding. The record is from RefSeq and is a predicted model, not a curated record.